Molecule: messenger RNA, 2025 nt
Organism: Solanum pennellii
Lineage: Eukaryota; Viridiplantae; Streptophyta; Magnoliopsida; Solanales; Solanaceae
Exons: 7
Coding region: 1-2025 (674 amino acids)
Molecular function (GO): nucleic acid binding
Source: RefSeq, a predicted model, not a curated record
AUGAGGGUAGAAAUGCAACGGAGGCAGGAUUUGCCUCCACCUGGAUUUGCUGCUAACGCUGUUGAUGGAAGGCUCCCAAUCUAUUUACCUUCCUCAAAUAUGGAUCCAACUCAGAACCAACCAUCUACACCUGUUCAGAAUCCGUCGAUUAUAGAUCUGUCUACCCAAAAUCCCAGAUAUGCUUCAACAUCCUACCAAAAUCCACCUUCUUUUCAAAACAACUAUCCCCAAAUGCCACCCUAUCCUCAAAAUAUUAACCUUCAAACCGCUCCACCACCACAAAAUCAAAACCAAAAUCAAAAACAAAAUGCUUUCAAUCCCCAAACACCCCACCAUCACUUAAAUCAGAAUACAAAUCCUCAAACUUACCUACAGAAUUAUCAAACCUCUCAAAAUGCUUUAAGUCCCUCUGUAGCUCCACCAUUACCAAAAAGAGACACUUUCCAAAUUCUCGUCCCUACCGAGCACGAUGUGCACGGUUCUGAGCUGGACCAUUAUGAGGAACAUGAAAAUGAGUGGAGGGCAAAGGAAGAUUCAAGCUACCGAGAAUCCCCUCCUGUUCAUCAAGUACAAGAUCCACUAUACCAAAAUUCCCCUCCAAAUUACCAAGAUUCAUCGCUAAAGUACCAAGCAAAUCCAUAUCCCAAAAGCCAAGAUCCCCGUCCAAAUAUCAGAAAUUAUCAACAGGAUCUGAUUGAUCAAGACGUAGUCUCUCUCCAACCGGCGUCACCAAAUGUAAACACCAACCCGUUGCCGAAACAUAGAGACAGCAAUGUCAAUAUGAUAGAGACAGACGAAGACUUGUGUGAAACAAAGAUGAUUACUCCCAUCAUUCACGAUGACUUGGAAAGGGCUGUAUCUUCUUUAAGCGUCAAAGAAAAGAGAGAGUUUGUUGUCCUGACACCUGCAAAGGCUGUUGCCUUGGUGCCUUCAGAAAGUCUCGUCAAGCCUAAGUUUGUUAUUGAAACCAUUGCUGCUCAAGGCAUGACCACGUCUGGAAGGUGUUACAAUCCUGGCGAUCUUGCUCUCGGAGGACAGAAGAAGGAUCAGGCCAAAGGGCCGAUAAUCAAAGGAGAAGCAGAGGAAUUCAAGAGAAGAAUGAAACCAAAAUAUUAUUCCAUCGUCAAGCAUUUGGAGAAGACUCCAGCUCAUAUCUCCGUAUGGGCCCUGCUAAUGAGCUUUCAAUCCCACAGGCAGGCCUUAAUGAAAGAUCUUGAUGAUACGUACAGACCCGCAGACACAAGCAGUGAUAACGUGGCCACCUUGAUUUACCAGGUUAUUGGAGGGCACCGAAUCAACUUUUGUGAAGAUGAGAUGCCUGUCGAGGGAAGGUCUCACAACAAGGCAUUACACAUCAUUGUGGUAUGCCGCAAAAAGGUUGUCAACCACGUCCUAGUAGAUGAUGGAUCUGGUCUGAGUAUCUGCCCGUUGUCGAUGUUGAGGCAGCUAAGAUUUGACCUUGGGAAACUGGAGAAAAACCAAGUCAACGUGAGAGCCUUUAAUGGGAUUCAGAGAGACACGUUGGGAGCGGCUGUUCAUCCAUAUGGCUGGAGCCGUCCUCUCUACUCUCCAUCAGAUAAUGAAGCUCGUGUGGAAGAACGAAGAGCUGGUUAUUCAUGGCGAGGGGAGUCACCUUGGCAGACAGGGUACGGAUUGGGAAGAGAUUCCCGAGGAAUUAUUGAGCCUGUUCCAGUCCUCGUUAAGGGAUCCAGAUAUGGUUUGGGGUAUAUCCACACAGAUGAUGACAUGAAGUAUGCCGAUCAUGAAGACCUUAAGGAAGGAAUUUGUGACCUCUUCGAGGAGAUCGAUGCAGUUGUCGAGGAAGAGGUCGAGCUAGCUGGUAUCCGCGAUGCUGAACCAGGGGAGGUGCUACGGAACUGGACCUCCACUCCGAUCUUGAUACCCCAAACUCUUCGUGACGACGAGGUUGACGAUUAUGAAGAAGAAAGUGAGAAACUAGAUUAUGUCGCCAAGGAAUUUCGGCAGUUUGAGAAUCAGCAUAAACCAAAUCUAGAGGAAGCGUAA